ACCACGUGCGUGGAGGAGUGAAUCAACGACAAACAUGCCAGAAACCAACGACCCGCAAAUUAGCGUACCGUCAAAUUUUCCAGUACCAACUCCGAUGAUGUGUCGAGGGGAUCAAGUCGGUAACUGGGAGUUUUUUCUUCAGCAAUGGAGGGAUUACGAAAUAGCGACUGGUCUCGAUAAGAGAAGCGAAAAAAUUCGUCUUGCCACCUUUCGUUCUGUCAUGGGACGAGAGUGUGUUCAAAUUCUCCAGAAUCUUGGCUUAAAAAGCGACUGCACGGUCAAAGAAGCUGAGGAUAAAUUGCAGGCUUACUUUAUACCAACAAGAAACAUCAUCUAUGAAAGAUAUGAGUUCAACACAUGCUGUCAACAAGAAGACGAAGGAAUUGAAGUCUACGUAAAUCGCUUACGCAAACUCGCGUCGACAUGUGAUUACAAAGACAAAACCGAUGAGUUCAUCCGAGAUAGAUUGAUAAUUGGUCUAAACAGCCGCAGCAUUAAACUACGACUCCUUAAAGAGCAAGAUUUAACUUUAACCAAGGCUUUGGAUAUGUGCAGAGCGAGUGAACACGCCGAGAAACAAGUCAAAGCGAUUCAAAACAAACAACCAAGCAGCGAAAAUGUCAACAUGAUUAAAGCUAAACACGGUCACAAAGGUCAACAAACCGGCGACACAAGCAAAACAACACAAGUUAAACAGAAAGCGAAUCAUGCAAAAUCAGCGAAAUCAACGAAGAAAAGUGGUGAAAUGUGUUUAUUUUGUGGAAAUAAACGACACGCAAAGCGAAACGACUGUCCAGCGUACGGUCUAACAUGCCGAAUUUGCAAGAAAGCCAACCAUUUUGCCAAAGUAUGCAUGCAGAAAAGCAAACAACAAGUUCACAUGCUGGAUGAAGAAGUAUCUGACGAAGAUUCGGACGACGACAUUCUAACUAUAGAGGAAAUAGCAGCAGUCAAACGAACAAGCAAACGUUUAACAACCAAGUUGUUAUUCAACACUCCAGACAACCACAAAGAGCUGAUUGAAUGUCAGUUAGACACAGGUGCAACCUGUAAUGUGAUGAAUUACAAAGAUCUGAUGAUCCUUCUACAAGAUGGCGACCCAACACUCGAGAAUUCUAAAGUGAGUUUAAAGCUGUUUGAUGGAACCAUAGUCAAACCAGUUGGAGAAACAACACUGGAGAUCGAAAGAAAAAACAAGCUGUACCCAACUAAAUUUCAAAUAGUUGAAAUCAAGUGCCAACCACUGAUAUCUCUAGAAACAUGCAAGAAGCUAGACCUCAUCGUGAUCAACGUAGAGCCAAUAAAUGCAGUUCAAUAUACCCAAGAAGAGAAAAGCAGUACUACAUUAACAAAAGAGUACAUUAACAGCCACUACAAGGAUGUCUUUGAAGGCCUGGGUCAUAUUGGAAACUCCAAAUUGUUGCUAAAGCCUGAGGUCAUGCCUGUCCAACAAGCACCACGAAGAUUAGCAUGUGCCUAUGAAGAGAGAGUGAAAUCAAAGCUAGAUGAAAUGGAAAGCAAGGGAAUCAUUGCCAAGGUGACUGAGCCGACUGAGUGGAUAAGCAACAUGGUAGUCAGGAUAACGCCGAAGAAGACUAGAAUCUGCCUAGAUCCUCAAGAACUAAACAAAGCCAUACUGCGUCCACGAUACCAGAUGCCCACACUAGAAGAAAUCUUACCUAAGAUCAACAAUGCAAAAGUUUUCAGCACUCUAGACGCUAAAGAUGGGUUUUACCAGGUCGAACUGGAAGAAGAAAGCAGUCGACUCACUACAUUUUGGACACCUCAAGGCCGAUAUUGUUACCUAAGAAUGCCAUUCGGUKUCAGUCUAGCCCCAGAAGUGUUUGAGAGCAAACUCCAUGAGCACUUGGAUGAUUUACCAGGAAUCAUAGUACUGAGAGAUGACAUAUUGGUCCUAGCAAGGGAGAAACACAAGCCGAAGCAGAAGAGAAUCACGACCAGAAUCUCAAAGGUCUUUUAGAGAGGGCCAGAAAGAUAAACCUGAAACUAAACAGCAGCAAAAUGUGUCUUAAGGAGGCAGAGGUGAAGUACAUGGGCCACGUKAUAUCGAAGAAUGGUCUGAAACCCGACCCGGACAAGGUCAAAGCCAUCAAAGAGAUGCCUAAGCCGACUAGUAAGAAAGAACUACUUACCUUACUUGGAU
Messenger RNA from Exaiptasia diaphana, 2164 nucleotides. RefSeq lists its product as uncharacterized. The transcript has a single exon. The record is from RefSeq and is a predicted model, not a curated record. The coding region runs from base 35 to 1981 and encodes 648 amino acids. Lineage: Eukaryota; Metazoa; Cnidaria; Anthozoa; Actiniaria; Aiptasiidae.